Paramuricea clavata is the source of this 6380-nucleotide messenger RNA. The record is from the annotation of a GenBank genome assembly. Lineage: Eukaryota; Metazoa; Cnidaria; Anthozoa; Malacalcyonacea; Plexauridae.
GUCGUUAUACUUCAUGUAAUACUCAGAUAGUGGCUCUUUCUCCGACAACAUGGCGUCUUGGGUUGAGGAAUUAUUUCCACCAAAGUUUAAAGUAAACGACUUGUUUGACAACGAUCAGACGAAACCAACUCAUCCACGGUCAAAUGAACGUUUACGGAAAAUCUAUGAAGAUGUGUUUGAAGAAAUGCUUUCGACUAGAAAAGAUACAGAAGUAUUUGAACAUGGUAGACAAGGCAUGCAAGCUGCAGGAGAAGAGGUUGGGAAAAAUACUAUUAAAUUUGUUAAAUAUUGACUGGCAUGAAAAUUUAAAAUUAAUUUUGGAAAUAAAGCUCAGCAUAUAACUGGGGGUAUGCCCUUACUCAGGCAGUAAGGGACGGUCGGCAAAUAUAGACUUCGUCCUGCUUCGCUGACUAUUAAAGACUUGUUCCUCGAAGAGGAGAGGAGAGAAUCUGGGAUUACAAAAUAAUCAGAAUGAAAACAGACUAAUACAAAAAUCCACCACAUCACUUGCCAGUUACCAACAAUCUGUGAAAAAAACGUCAAAUAUGGCAUGCUGCUGUCCCUUGAAAUAUUUUGAUGCAAUUACUGCUGAAAUAGUGUUUGUCCAGACUGGAAAGUUUGGAAAUUGCCUGCGCCGGAGAUUUCGAAAAUUUAAUAGUAAAUAUAUAGAAAGCAUCAAAAUUGCGCGCCGGAGAUAUCCGCCGCGCGAUACAAACUUUCCACACUUGGUGUUUGUGACUUUGUGGCCGACUAUUUGUCGCUCCACGCUGUUCGUGUUCAAAACAAACUUUGGUUCAAAAUUGAGAUCAAUGCAUACUCAUUUGGAGAAUACUUUUGCAUCUCUGAGUCAUUAUAAAUAUACCAGAAACAAUAGCUUACUGUUGGAACCCUAUCUUUGAUACUGUAUAUGGCUGAAUAGACAAAAUUUAAUUUAGUUUGUGUGACAAGACAUUUGACUGGCCCGAUUGGGGGGGGGGCAGAGCCAUCGGAAGAAGUCUGCGAAAUGGGACAAAAUCUAUUUGUCAACUGUCUUACUGUCCCUAAUUAUGCGACUUGACUCCAGUGGUUUUUUCCAGAAAUCUUUGGUUGAUAGCUGAAUAGCUGAGUACAAAAAAAAAACCAUGACCAGCCGACAAUUUAAAAAAAUAAAGUAAAAAACAAAUUCCGAAAAUACAGGACAUCUUGAGAAUUCAAUAUAUAAUUCAAAACAGGACGCAGUUUGAGACUGUAAAUUUUCGACUUUAUUUCAAAGUCAUCUUCAGACAGAAUGAAAUACAAUACUUUACAACACAUAUAUAUACAAUGCAGAGAGAGAGCAUCUGUCAUGUGGGGGGAAAGAAGGAUUAUCCAAGCGAAGCGAAACAUGAUAAAGAAAAUAGUAAUAACUGAAAAUGGAAUAUUUAGCUAUAUUUACAACAAUGUUUAAUAUAUUAAAAGGAUUAAGGUAGAAAGGGAAAGACCCGACAUGUAGAAGAAGAUUGAGUUAAAGUGUUAUGUGAACAGUUGUAGUUCUUUACUAGCUUUAAGUCCAGUGUUAAGAAAAGGUUUGUUGUGUUUGAUAAGCAGUGCUUCAAGAAAAGCAAGAAUGUUGUAAUUGCUAGAUUCGACAAUGUGAAGUAUUCUGUAGCUGUUCAAAACAAGGUUUUCAAUAGGAGAAGAGUUGUUAGAGGGCAAAGGAAGAUCGUUGAGUAAUGUGAACUGGUCUUGUAAAGUUGCUAAGAAUUGAGCAUGUUCACACUCAGAAAAAUGUUGGCCCACUGCACUAGAAGAGAGCCUAGUUGCAUGCUCUUUCAAACGUACAGACAGGGCAUCUUUGUGUCAUGCCAAUAUAGGUUUUGCCACAACCAGGGCAAGCGACCUCGUAUACAAGAUUACUACGAGAUAAAGGAGGAAGUUUAUCUUCGUUGGAAACAAAAUAAGAGAGCUUUUUAGUGUCAUAAAUAGUGAUGAACUUAACCGGUUUAGAAAGAAAUCUUUGUAUUUUAUUAAGACAUGAUUUUAAAAGAAAAUCGCCACGGUUUCCGAGAUAAGGAAUACGAAUCCAAAUUUUAGGCAACAUAUCAUCAUCCGUGUCAUGAUUAACGGCAUCGAAAGUAGAACUAUCAAUAAAUUUGGUUUUAAGCUUUUUAAUCAAAAAGUUUCUAACGCCAUUAGGAUAACCAUUCCAAGACAUAAAAGAUUUGAUAGUUUCAAUUUGAUUGUUGAAAAGUGUUUUCGAACUGCAAAUUUUAAAAGCUCGGUAGAACAGAGAUUUUACCCAUGCAGUUUUGCGAUGAAAAGGCUCGAAACUUGAAAAAUGUGAAUACUGACCGGUGUGGGUGUCCUUACGAUAAAUGUCAGUACCAUCAACCGAGACUUUUACAGUGUAUGUCUAAAAAAUGAACUACGCCAUCGGGAAAUGUAUCAACUGUGAAAUUUAAGUUCGGAUCGAAACUAUUGAACUUAGCUAAAACCGCGGAAAUAUUGGAAGGUUUUAUCAAAACAAGAGUGUCAUCAACGUAACGUUUGUAGAAUUUUAUAGUACCAUCGGCAAUCAACUCGGAAACUAUUAAUCUUUCAAAUUCAGUCAAAAUUAUAUUAGCUAAGACAGGUCCUAAUGAUGAACCCAUAGAAACACCGUCUUUUUGGACAUAAAUUUGCUCGUCAAAAGAAAAGGCAGUUUUGUUGCAACAAUCCAAAAUGAGUUUCUUCAAAGUGCGCUUUUUCAAAGUGGUUGCAAUUAAUUCGUCUUUAUAAAUACGGUCUAGAACAAUUUUGACUGUGCAGGAAAGUGGAACGUUGGUAAAAAGGGAUUCAACAUCGAAAGAAACGAACUGGUAGCCUUCUUGAAACAAAUGUUUCUAUGGGUUCAUCAUUAGGACCUGUCUUAGCUAAUAUAAUUUUGACUGAAUUUGAAAGAUUAAUAGUUUCCGAGUUGAUUGCCGAUGGUACUAUAAAAUUCUACAAACGUUACGUUGAUGACACUCUUGUUUUGAUAAAACCUUCCAAUAUUUCCGCGGUUUUAGCUAAGUUCAAUAGUUUCGAUCCGAACUUAAAUUUCACAGUUGAUACAUUUCCCGAUGGCGUAGUUCAUUUUUUAGACAUAAACGUCUCGGUUGAUGGUACUGACAUUUAUCGUAAGGACACCCACACCGGUCAGUAUUCACAUUUUUCAAGUUUCGAGCCUUUUCAUCGCAAAACUGCAUGGGUAAAAUCUCUGUUCUACCGAGCUUUUAAAAUUUGCAGUUCGAAAACACUUUUCAACAAUCAAAUUGAAACUAUCAAAUCUUUUAUGUCUUGGAAUGGUUAUAUCCUAAUGGCGUUAGAAACUUUUUGAUUAAAAAGCUUAAAACCAAAUUUAUUGAUAGUUCUACUUUCGAUGCCGUUAAUCAUGACACGGAUGAUGAUAUGUUGCCUAAAAUUUGGAUUCGUAUUCCUUAUCUCGGAAACCGUGGCGAUUUUCUUUUAAAAUCAUGUCUUAAUAAAAUGCAAAAAUUUCUUUCUAAACCGGUUAAGUUCAUCACUAUUUAUGACACUAAAAAGCUCUCUUAUUUUGUUUCCAACAAAGAUAAACUUCCUCCUUUAUCUCGUAGUAAUCUUGUAUACGAGGUCGCUUGCCCUGGUUGUGGCAAAACCUAUAUUGGCAUGACACAAAGAUGCUUUUCUGUACGUUUGAAAGAGCAUGCAACUAGGCUCUCUUCUAGUGCAGUGGGCCAACAUUUUUCUGAGUGUGAACAUGCUCAAUUCUUAGCUGAGUACGGUACCAUAGAUACCACAAAGCUACAUUUGCCCCCUGUGCAACAACCUAAAAUCCUUCCUUUCCAAUAUUUCGCAAAAUAGAUUGAUGGUCCAUUUAAAUACAGCAUAUAUGGCCCAUUAACCAUGAAGUGUCCACAACUGUUUGAUGACCUCCUGAAAUUUGUAUAUUUUUAAAUUUGGAGUUGUUAAGAAGUCUCAUUUUGCAUGCCCAAAUCAAACUCAUCAAAGUCACUGUAACUUGAGUUAUUUCUUUCAAGUCUAAGACUCUAAGUCAAGUGAGUAAUUUUGUCUGUAACCGUGCAAGUUGCAUCAGUGAUGCCGUACAAUUCUUUUAACAACAUACUUGGGGUAUCACCCAAUCAUGUACAUUAGUCAUUACAGGCUCACAAUCUAGAAAGGACUGAAUUAGGUUUUAUGCAACUACACUACAGUAUUCAUUCAGAUCUAUCGUAAUGUGCAUGUUGUAUGCAAUUAUUGGACCAAAGUUGCCACUGGCUGGCUCUUAGAUUUGUCAGUGGUUCACAGAUUAUUGAUUUGCCUCUGCCUUCAGCAAAUAAUUGAACUGCCACCAGUGACAAUUCAUGAUUAUUUUGCUCGUGCAAUCUUCUCCUACAUUUGUAUAUAACAAUAUUAGCUGAUGUGAAACUAUUAUUAGUGAUCACAGCACAACUAAAUAGUGCAAUUAAUUUCCUGUGGUCUGUGUGGACCAACUAACAUGCCUAACAUGUUGCUAUUCCUACACUGUCGAUUGCACAAUGCAGUCAUGAUUAAUGGAAUAUUUUAUUACAAUUGUUACAUAACGCAGCUGCAUUACACUAGAUUUAAUCUAAUGUUCUAAUAGAGUCGGUAUUAAUUUAAGCCUCUUCUGUUACUUUAAUUUUAUUCUCUAAGGCAAGACAAUUUCAUUUCAACCACAAUCCCAAAUACUAUGAGCAAAAAUACACCUUACCUCCUUCUUACCUGUUACAGUCCAACUUCUUUGAUUAAUUGCUCUUAAAUUAUUAAAACCAGUGACAAAAACUGUGGAAGAUGAAGCAUUAUUUAUUAUAUGGCAAACAUAACUUCCGGUGAAAUGGCGGACUGCAUGUGAUUAUAGCUGAGAAGCACUUUCAGCGGUCCAUUAUUUUCCCGUAAUGGAUCGGCGGUCCAUUACGUAAAAACAAACGGAUGCAUUUUAAAACAAAACAGCAAAACUAAUUGAAAAUUUGAAAAUUAUAAUUUAAUUUGUUACCGGUAUUAAUAAGAUAUCUGCGAAUGGUUUUUAGUGGAAAAGAAGGAAUACAUUGGUAUUUUUUGUUUUCUUCGACCAAAUGUGUAUGCAUUAUUGCAUUUCAAAUCAUGCAUUUCUUGUUUGUUUCAAGUAAAAUGCCUAUAUAAAUGCCAUAUAAUAAACUUUUUAUUAACCUCGCUUGCUCGGUAUGUAAAAUCCUCACCCUACGGGCUCGGUCUGUACAAAAAAGACAUCAGUCCGAUAUUUCUCUGUACAGACCUCGCGUUCGGUUAAUAAGAAGUUAAUAAUGUAAAACUAAUUACGAAUCUUUUACGAAAGUAAGAGUCUAAGAGAUGCCCCUGGUUCCAAAAACUACAUGACUUUGUCCAUAUUUAUUAUUUUCAAUCCCCUCCCCCUAGCCUUGCAAUGAACCACCAGUAACAAGAUUUGAUUUAAAUUUCUAGGAUAGUCCUAUUACGGUUGGCAGUCCGAAAAUUACUGCAACAGAGCCAAGUCAGGUAAGCAAUUCAAAGUUAGUUUGCAAAGAAACGAGAUCUGAAGACGGUGAAGGUAAAUGUGUAUGGAGUACGGAAGAACUGAAAGUACUUCGUAAUUCUUUGAAGUGUUCAAAAUUAAACAAUAUUCGCUUGAGUGUCCUCACACAAGCACUGCAAAAAGACUGCGAGCGUGUCAGGAAUACCUGCCAGGAACAAGCAAGCGAGAUUCUAAAAUUAAACAAGAAGUAUAAUGAUGUCAGGAAACAAAAUAGAGCGAUGAAAAUAACUUGCAAGGCUUUCAAAGAGGACGCAAAGAACGCUCAAGAAAAUUUAGAAGACUGCCAAUGUCGGUUUGAAGAUGCUAUCAGAGAUAAAAAGUCAGCAGAACUUGAACUGGUCAAAAUGAAACACGAGUUAGAAGCUGUCCAAAAACAAAACAAGGUGUUGCAGUUCGAAUUCGAAAAACAACAGAUGUUGCAGGAGAAACUUUUGGAGAAUCAAAAUAUUUCUCUUAGAUCACUUUAUGAAAGAGAAAUAACAGAUCUGCUUGAAAGGUUGGAUAAAACUGAGAUUUGUCUGGAAAAGGAAAAGAAUGAGCAUACCAUAACAAAAAAGGCUUUGGCUCAUUUGCGGUUACACUUCGCAGAGGAGGGGCCUUAGCUUUGAUAUUAUUUCAGUGUUUCCUGUGGUCUGAGAAGAAAACGAAAACUAGUUCGGCAAAGUGCAUGAUGACUCCGUCAUUUUGUCUUGUGCACAUUGCUGCAACGCGAUACCAUAUAUUGUCUGCUUCAUUUUGUACUUUUUCUAUCAUCAAUCUGUAGUGCGGAAUGUGUCAACAAGUAAUGCUUUGACCGGUGUUUGUCUAGUGAUAUUUUGUCUAGAGAUAUUUGCGAUAUUUGAUGAACCUGUAAAAUCUGCAAUAAAAAUUCCAUCAC